This is a messenger RNA of Labrus mixtus (cuckoo wrasse), 1252 nucleotides long. RefSeq names its product solute carrier family 25 member 45. Gene Ontology annotation, biological process: transmembrane transport. Gene Ontology annotation, molecular function: transmembrane transporter activity. The transcript has 6 exons. The coding region runs from base 20 to 877 and encodes 285 amino acids. Gene Ontology annotation, cellular component: mitochondrion. Lineage: Eukaryota; Metazoa; Chordata; Actinopteri; Labriformes; Labridae. The record is from RefSeq and is a predicted model, not a curated record.
UGAAGUUGUGACUUUUAUCAUGCCUUUUCUGGAAUUCAUAGCUGGAAGCGUUUCAGGUGCAUUGGGACUGGCAGUGGGACAUCCUUUAGACACAGUGAAGGUGCGUCUGCAGGCCCAGUCUAUGUAUAAAGGCAUUUUUCAUUGUGUGGCUAAAACAUACUCCCAUGAAGGGCUCCAUGGAUUCUUCAAGGGAAUGGCAUUUCCGGUGCUGACAACAGGCAUCACAAACUCUGUUGUGUUUGGCUCUUACAGUAAUGCCUUAGAUUACCUCAGUCAGUCUCGGCGCAGUGACCGCAGUCAGGGCACGCCGGCCUCUAUGACACACGUCUUCACUGCAGGAUGCUUCUCAGGCCUGAUGCAGGUGUUGGUCUGUGCACCCAUCGACCUGGUGAAAGUGCGUCUACAGAGUCAAGCAACAGUUGUGCGAUACCGUGGACCAUUUCACUGUGUUGCUGUCAUUCUGAAGGAGGAGGGUCCCCGCGGUCUGUUCAGAGGAGCACUGGCGCUCGCUCUGAGAGAUGUACCCUGCUAUGGACUCUAUUUUCUGCCUUAUGAAGUUAUUCGAAAGGCUCUGACUGAGGACGGAAAACAGCCAGGUACGUUCGCAAUAUUGAUGGCAGGUGGAAUUGCGGGCGUGGUGACCUGGGCCUUCGCCAACCCCAUGGACGUGGUGAAAGCCAGGCUCCAGCUGUCGGGGGCCGGAGGGCGUGAGUACAGGGGGGUACUCCACUGCAUGAGAGUCAGCGUCAGAGAAGAGGGACUAAGGGUCUUUUUCAAAGGGCUUCUACUAAACAGCCUCAGGGCCUUCCCGGUCAACGCCGUCACUUUCCUCAGCUACGAGAGUCUGAUGAGACUUUUUUAUCAACAACAGAGAUGACAUCACUCUCCACACCUGUGACCUGAAGACUGAACACACAGAGAUUCAUGCUGUCCGAAUGUUGGUUCCAUACUUCCAUAGUGACUUGAAACAAAGUCGUUGGUCUACCUCAGUUGGGACAUUUUUAAGAUCCAGAAUGUAAACUCUGUUUUAAACUUUUUACAGGAAGUUCUUUGUGGGUUUGUGUGAUCCAGUUUGAGAAACCUUGAGCACAUUUGAAAUUGAAAAUGACGCUCCAUUUCCUGAUAAAUGAAACACUUUGACAGGGACAUCAGUUAUUCUUCUGUUUAAUUGAAAUCAAAUCCAAACUAGGCUGCAAAGCAUUUUGACACAUUAAAUGGACAAACAGUUCUCAAUAAAUUCCUAACAGAAAUA